AGGAGCAAUCAUUCUAUCGCAUGAUUUUGUGGAGUUAUUCUAGGAUCGGUUACACGUAUUCACUUGGUCGAGAGCAGUCGUCUGGCAAACGUCGUGGCGUGAGCCUUCAGGAUCACGCAAGGUCAAGGAAAUUGAAUUGUCAUCGUCUAAGUGUAUCUCAAGGCCAUGGGUUAUUUGAAGUCAAUUGGCACUUCAUUUAUCUACAUCGCCACCUUCUUGGCGGCGAUAACAUUUAUCCCUGGAUUACCACCUGACCUUGAAACAACUUCCUAUGAAUUCAAAUUGCCAGCAGCAUUAAAUGAGAAGCUGAGUGGUCGUCUGAAUGGAGCCGAGAAGUUGUUUGAAGGCCACAUCAAGGGGCCGGAGGCCUUCGACGUAUUUGACGGAAUUCUUUACACGUCUCUCCUAGGGGGUAGUGUCAGCAAAAUUGUUGGAAAUAAAAUUGUCGAUAUCGUGAGAUUCGGAGAGAAUUGCGAUGUGCUCUGGGACGAGGAGACUUGCGGUCGUCCCCUGGGGCUCAAAUUCGACAAGAAGGGAAACCUCUUCGUGGUCGACGCCUACUACGGAAUCUUCAAGGUCAACGUGAAGACAGGUACUUACGAGAAAAUAGUUGAUCCAUCGCAGCCAAUAAGUGGAAAACGACCAAUGAUUCCAAACAGCGUCGACGUGGCCUCCAACGGUGAUCUCUACUGGACAGACUCCAGCACUGACUUCAAGCUGUACGACGGAGUGUACACGAUGCUGGCUGACCCCUCUGGAAGAUUAAUCCGGUACAACGCAGCCUCGAAGAGGAACGAAGUUCUGCUGGAGAAAUUGAGUUUUGCAAAUGGUCUGAGGCUUUCGGAGGACGAGUCCUUCCUGAUAGUAGCUGAUCUGGGUCGCUCGAGGAUCCUGAAGUACCACCUGAAGGGUCCGAAGGCAGGAAAAAGUGAGAUAUUCAUAGAAUCCCUUCCAGGCUUCCCCGACAACAUCCACAGCGAUGGCCAGGGGAAUUUCCUCGUCUCCCUCGCAGUUGUCUGCGAUGAGGAGCAUCCACAGCUCUCCCAGUCUCUGGCACCUCAUCCCUACCUCAGGAAGAUGAUCCUUCGACUGAUGGGACUUGUCGAGGCACCUUUCAAGUUCCUGCAACAGAUCUAUCCGAAUUAUUAUUCCAAGAAAUUGAUUCAUGGAAUUGGACACUUUAAAUACAGUGGAAUUCUGAAUGAUAAUUCUGUGAUUGUUCUGAGGCUGGAUCCCCAGGGGAAGAUCCUGGAUGUUCUUGACACAUCUGAUGGUAGGAUAUCGACAAUUACAUCAGCUUUCGUGCACGAUGGAUACCUGUGGCUAGGAUCAUUCGUCAAUGACUAUCUGGCGAGGGUUCCCCUGGAGAAGGCACUUCCUGGGUUCAAAGAGCUCCAGAAGACGGAGACCUCCACAACCCCUAGACCCACCACAACCCAACAGCCCACCACUCAAGCUCCUAAAAAACAAAAGAAGACUCAACCUGACGUCAAACCCCUCAAGGAGCAGAAGAAGAAAAACGAAAAGUUGAGGGAUGAGAUUUAAUCGUUAGCAAGGAAGCAGAAGGUCAGGAAACAGGUCAAUUAAUUACCUGUCGAAGCUCUUGACUGCGUAUUCGCGGAAUUUCGCAUUUGAAGACUGUCUGAGGAUCAAAGAGUGGGAGGGGGGCAAUAAUUAUUAUGUUUAAUAAUCCAGAACUAUCGAUUUUUCCUUUCUCAUGUCGAGUGAGCUUUUUUGAAUCUAGUUGGAGUAUCUGUACAUUCCAAAUAAUUUUCGGGAUUGAAACUUCCAUUAUUUAUCUCGGUGAUAAGAACUCAAAUAUCGCUAUUAUCAGUGGAAUAAUAAUUAGGCAGUGUGGUGUUGUUAAUGUUGUCCAGGGAUUUUCCAACUGUAAAUACUGUUGAGAAAUACUAAUCUUCCUUUUUCAUUGGUUUUGCAAUAAAACUUUUUCUAUCGGUGAUUGGUAUGUGUUGUACACACGUACGUCGAAUAUUCCAAUAAAUAAAUCACUUGAA
Messenger RNA from Fopius arisanus, 2015 nucleotides. Its product is annotated as adipocyte plasma membrane-associated protein. The record is from RefSeq and is a predicted model, not a curated record. Gene Ontology annotation, cellular component: endomembrane system. The transcript has 5 exons. Gene Ontology annotation, biological process: biosynthetic process. Gene Ontology annotation, molecular function: hydrolase activity; strictosidine synthase activity. Lineage: Eukaryota; Metazoa; Arthropoda; Insecta; Hymenoptera; Braconidae. Bases 166 to 1545 code for a protein of 459 amino acids.